Sclerotinia borealis F-4128 is the source of this 1293-nucleotide messenger RNA. Lineage: Eukaryota; Fungi; Ascomycota; Leotiomycetes; Helotiales; Sclerotiniaceae. The record is from the annotation of a GenBank genome assembly.
AUGAUAGAACCAACAGUUUCCGUCGUGAGUGACGACGAUUCCACUAUCAAAGUCGCGCCCAAGAGAGAACGAGGAGAUAGGUUAUUGGGCAACAUCAAAUUAAAGAAACAACCACCAAAACAUAACAAGCCUGGUAAUUGGAGGGAUGGAAGUAUUAUUGAUGUCGACGACAAGAAGAAAGGAACAGAUACACCAAAUAAUAAUUCAAUUCCGAGUCCGGGACCGGUAGUCAAUAUCCUGGAUGAUUAUGCGCGCGAAACAUUUGCGACGGGAAGACCAUUGGAGGAUAGUCCCGAUUUGCAGGUUUGCAAGCAUUGCAAGAAGAGUAUUUUGAAGACUGCGGCGACACUUCAUGUCAAAGCAUGUUUGAAGGCUAAGAAGGAGAAAUUGCAAAAGAAGAAAGAGGCGAAAGAAGCAAGGGAUAGAGAGAAGAAGGGAUUAGCUAGUAAAGGUGUGGAUGGGGAUGGUGAUACGAAGAUGGGGAGUGAUGAUGAUGAUGAGGAUGAGAAAGGUCCAGGGGGGUUUAAGUGUACGAAGAAGAGUGCGGGAAAAAACAAUGGAGAAGCGAAGGGAAAGAAGAGGAAGGCGGAUGGUGAGGGGGAGAAGGGUCCGAAACAGAAGAAGAAAAAGGAGGAGCCUAAACCAAAGGCUCCGAAACCUAAAGGUCCAGUCGACGUAGAACGUCAAUGUGGAGUCAUGAAAGAUAACGUCCCUUGCGCUCGCUCUUUGACUUGCAAAUCGCAUUCUAUGGGCGCUAAGAGGGCUGUUCCUGGUCGUACCUUACCUUACGAUAUGCUUCUCUCACAAUAUCAGAAGAAGAAUCAAGCUAAACAACAAAAAGCAGCAAUCGACGCCAAUGCCCCCCUGGAAGACGAAGAACUUCUCAAUGGCCCCAUCGAUUCCGACGAAGAACUCCUCGCCGUCCAAUCCGGUCUCUUGAAUUGGAAUCCGCAACCUCUCGUUCCUCCACUCAUUCAACAUCCCAUUCAGUAUCGAUAUAGAGAUGAGAGAUUAUGGGAACAAUUGCAUAAUGCUACCAAUGGGUUUACAUUAAAUAUUUGCAAGGUUAAAGGAUUAGGAGCUCAAAAAGUAGCGCCGGGAAUAGAGAAUGGGGAGAAUAGUGUAGGUGGAGAUGAUGUGAUGGGGGAAAAUUCAAGUGGUAAUGGGGGUGCAAGUGGAAGUGGGAAUGGGAAUGCGGAAACGGGCCUGGGUGUGGUAAAUGUGAGGAGACCAAGUACUUUUGUGUUACAAGGUGUUCCGCCCAGGAAACAGACUUUAGCUGGGAGAGUUUAG